AUGUCUCCAAAAAAAUCCAUCAUAUUUACCAACUCCCAGUCCAGGCUACGAGUCAUCGAAGACUGCCUAAGUGAUUGUUCGAGCGCCCAACCCAGUACAAGCUACGUACAGGCAAUCUCGGUGUUGUGGGAUCAAAUUUUAAGUGAAAAAUUGGAUCUUAUCGUCAAACUAAUAACAAGAAACGAGUUACUUUAUCAGUACUACGAUUUAGUAAGUCGCAAUUUUGAAGUCGAGCAGCUAAAAUGCAAGCUAAUUUAUUAUAUUUUCACUCGUGAUGUUGUUUCUGUUUUAUCUGGUUUUGGUUACCUUAUAUGCUCUAGGAUCUUGACUAGAGCUACUGAAUUGCAAUCGUAA
Molecule: messenger RNA, 354 nt
Organism: Acanthoscelides obtectus
Lineage: Eukaryota; Metazoa; Arthropoda; Insecta; Coleoptera; Chrysomelidae
Source: the annotation of a GenBank genome assembly